Messenger RNA from Protobothrops mucrosquamatus (brown spotted pit viper), 396 nucleotides. RefSeq names its product mediator of RNA polymerase II transcription subunit 19. Gene Ontology annotation, biological process: positive regulation of transcription by RNA polymerase II. The record is from RefSeq and is a predicted model, not a curated record. The transcript has 2 exons. The coding region runs from base 1 to 396 and encodes 131 amino acids. Gene Ontology annotation, molecular function: transcription factor binding; transcription coregulator activity. Lineage: Eukaryota; Metazoa; Chordata; Lepidosauria; Squamata; Viperidae. Gene Ontology annotation, cellular component: mediator complex.
AUGUUGUUCCAUUUCUUGCCAGGUACCACAGAACUAACAGGAAGCACAAAUUUGAUCACCCACUACAACUUAGAGCAUGCCUACAAUAAAUUCUGUGGCAAAAAGGUGAAAGAGAAACUCAGCAACUUUCUGCCUGACCUGCCAGGAAUGAUCGAUUUGCCAGGCUCACACGACAACAGCAGCUUGCGUUCUUUAAUUGAAAAACCUCCCAUCUGCGGUAGCUCAUUCAACCCUAUCACUGGGACCAUGCUAACAGGGUUUCGUCUCCAUGCUGGCCCGUUACCAGAACAAUGUCGCUUAAUGCACAUCCAGCCACCUAAGAAAAAAAAUAAACAUAAACAUAAGCAGAGCCGGACGCAAGACCCCGUCCCCCCAGGUGAGAAGUCUAUUUCUUAG